GUGAUUCCAGACGGAGAAGGAUGAGCUGCAGUCACCGGAGGAUUACAGAUGGAGGGAAGUGCCUCCUGCCUUCUUCCCUCUGGGGCUGCUGAUCCAGAGGAGGGUGCCGGUCCACCCAAGAGCUUGCCUGCUUCCCCGUGCAAAGAUGUUCACAAGGGCAUCGAAGGGAUCUUCUUUUCCACCUCACCAGUUUUGGACUUGAGUCAAAGUGGUCUGUGCCAUUUGGGAGAAGUCUUCAGAAUCCCCAACCUUCAGCAAUUGCAUCUGCAAAGGAAUGCCCUCUGCACGAUUCCGAAAGAUUUCUUUCAGUUACUGCCAAACCUUACUUGGCUAGACCUCCGGUACAAUAGAAUUAAGGUGCUUCCUUCUGGGAUUGGAUCUCACAAGCAUUUGAAAACUUUGCUUUUAGAAAGAAAUCCUAUCAAAAUGUUACCUGUGGAGCUGGGGAAAGUGACCACUCUAAAAGCAUUGAACUUAAGACAUUGCCCUCUGGAAUUCCCUCCUCAGCUUGUUUUGCAGAAGGGAUUGGUAGCUAUCCAGACCUUCCUGCGGAUCUGUGCAGUAGAGCACUCCCUUUGCAGAGAUUUGACUUCUCAAGAGAGGUCAUCAGCUACAAAGAUGAAUCUGAGUGACCUAAGUGACAGUCCCGUGUUGGAGUUACCUGGAGCAUGUGCAUCUAGUGAAGGAGGAAUUAAUUCUCAGCAUCUGAAGGAGGCUGUGUUAAAAGAAAAAGCAGGCUUUUCCCCACCGGUUGAAAAGCUAGACCUGCGUGAACUCAGAAAGUCCACUGACUCUUCAGAGUGCUGGCCCAGCGAGGAGGAGAUCAAGCGCUUCUGGAAGCUGAGGCAGGAAAUCGUGGAGAAUGAAAAAGCCAGAGUUCUUGAAAAUCAGCUCUUACCGAUUGAAUUACCUCCAAAUCUCAAGGCAGCAUUAAGUACUGAGAAAGAACUGCCAAAGCCAAGACACAUUUUCAGAAGGAAGACAUCCUCCUUCAAGAACAUCUUACCUGAUCUCUCAUCACCGCACCAGACAGUGAUUCGAGCACAGAGAUUGGAAGAGAGUCGAGCAGCGGCUCUCAGAGAACUCCGGGAGAAGCAGUUGCUGAUGGAGCAGCGGAAACGAGAUAAAAGAGUGCUGCGGGAAUGGAGAGAGCACACCCAGAGGAUGAAGAAGAAGGAGGAAGAGCUAGGCACACUCCUGCCUCUGCGAAGGCAUAUGGCGACAUCAAAGAUUCCCUUUGCCACAGAUCUGAUAGAUGAUGGGAAAAUACCAAGGAAUCCAUUUGGGACAACAAAACAGAGCAAAGAGAAACCUUCACGAACAAGCAGAGAAAUGAGUGCCCUCCAAGAGGGAAAUUUAGAAGAGAAGAUAAAACAGCACAUACAGCAAAUGCAUGAACGAAGACAAAAGUUCCAUGGGGCGACCCCACUGGAGGAAAUAAAGAAGGCUGACCAGGACUUGGAAACUGCCAGAAAGCUACAGGAUGAAGUAAUGAAACUAAAAAAAAAAUUGGGAUCGACCUUGAACAAAGAGCAUCAAUUUUCAACUCUCGCUGGAAACCUUUGGCUUGGCCCACCAGCAUCACGGUCCCAAAGUAUAUUUUUUGAUACGAAACAUUAAGAAUCAGGAAAUGUUUACAAAUACCAGUGACAAACAGUGACUGUACUGAUGGAGAUAUCUUCAGACAUGAGAAACGGUGUCUUGUUUUUCUCAGGUGUCUUUGCUUGUUGGAGGUGCGGGGGGAUCAGGAUUAAAUGUUAUUAUGGUGUAUUUCACAGACAGCCUGGUUUCUGUCUUGUUUUGUUUUGUUUUAAAAAAUCUGUUCCUUUACUGAGGCUGUAGAACGUUUAAGCUGCAUUAAAAGAAAGAGAAUACUGUGAACAA
Molecule: messenger RNA, 1884 nt
Organism: Carlito syrichta (Philippine tarsier)
Lineage: Eukaryota; Metazoa; Chordata; Mammalia; Primates; Tarsiidae
Gene: LRRC27
Product: leucine rich repeat containing 27
Exons: 10
Coding region: 49-1620 (523 amino acids)
Molecular function (GO): protein binding
Source: RefSeq, a predicted model, not a curated record